This is a messenger RNA of Malus domestica (apple), 750 nucleotides long. RefSeq lists its product as uncharacterized. The record is from RefSeq and is a predicted model, not a curated record. Lineage: Eukaryota; Viridiplantae; Streptophyta; Magnoliopsida; Rosales; Rosaceae.
AUGGAGCAACCACCAAAGUUCAGCUCGAGACAUUUCACCCUAUUCAAGGGAGAUGAAGAUCCGAACAUGCAUUUGAUGCACUACCGAAGUGCCAUGACCUUUUACACCAACAAUGACGAGCUCAUAUGCAAAACCUUUGCUGCGAAACUCCAAGGUGAGGCACAAGACUGGUUUCACACCCUGUCGCCAUCCUCAAUCCAGAACUUCAAUGAACUUUCCUUGGUUUUCAUUAAGGAAUAUUCGCCCUGCUGCUCAAUAAAAAAGAAGUAUGACUAUCUUUUCAACAUGAAGAAAAACCCGAAAGAGUCGCUACGCACAUAUGUCAAGAGGUUCAAGACAAAGAAGACAAAGAUCGUCAGACGCGAUGGCAGCAUUGCAUGCUCAGCUUUCCAGAAUGGCAUCUCGGCAGAACACCCUUUAUUCAGAAAAUUGAUCAUGGGAGGGGAACUGACCUUGGCAGCCUCGUAUGCUUUGGCAGAGAAGCACGCAUUAUGGGACGAGGCCAAGCAGUCGUGCAGGAAUGAGCAAAAAAAUAAGCACAUGGACCAUUCCCCAAACAGAGAUGACUCAACGCCUAAGGCAUUCACCAAGUUCUCAGUUCCGAUUUGCCAAAUUCUCCAUAAGCUUAGGAAUGAACCAUGGUUUCAACUACCGCCACCCAUGAAAGGUGAUCUUACCAAACUGGAUCAGACAAAGUAUUGCGCAUUUCACCAAGGGCCAGGUCACACUACCAACGACUGCCUCAAAUAG